AUGUUAUUACUCAUUACGGCAAUUUUCAUAAGAUUUGCAGUCACACAAAAACGACCUCAACCACAACGGCAACCAACUCGACAACAACAACCUCAACCACAACGGCAACCAACUCGACAACAACAACCUCAACCACAACGGCAACCAACUCGACAACAACAACCUCAACCACAACCGCAACCAACUCGACAGCAACAACCUCAACCUCAACCACAACCAACUCGACCACCACCACAACCAACUCGACCACCACCACAACCACAACCAACUCAACAGCAACCAACUCGACCACCACAACAACAACCAACUCGACAACCGACUCGACCUCCACAGACCCAACCAUCAAUUCCGCCUCGGUCAAAUUCAAUUCCACCUCAACUACCUCGGUCAAAUUCUCAACCGCCUCGAUCAAAUCCAAUUCCGCGGUCAAAUUCAAUUCCACCUCAACUACCUCGGACAAAUUCAAUUCAACCUAAACUACCUCGGUCAAAUUCAAUUCCACCUCAACUACCUCGGACAAAUUCAAUUGCACCUAAACUACCUCGGUCAAAUGCUCAACCGCCUCGGUCAAAUUCAAUUCAUCCUGGUCCGCGAACUACAUAUGUCCCUCCAGUUCUCAAACCUUUGAAUUCUCCAAAACCUUCGAAUUCUGCGCAAAAAAUUCCUAUUACCAAACAUUAUACAUCUACUACUGAUGUUUGUUCAAAUAAUCCAUACUGUAAAACUGACACCAAACAAGAUAGUGGUAAAACUGUAACUUCAGAAGAUCAUGACUAUCAUAUCACGACUAUCAUACCACACAAUUACGAUAGCAACACAAUAACUGCAUUCGUAACUACAGUAGUCACAGUAACGGUUACAGUAUAUUGUCCAGGAUAUACAACUACUGUUACUGAGUUCAAUAAUGGUGAAUUAACAACCUAUGAUACUUACUAUCCACCAAGUACUUUAAUUGUCUUGCAAACUGUCACUUCUGUUGCACCCGCAGACUUUGUGUUUGAAGAGAGUAAAGCAAGAAGAUUAAGUCAUUAUGGUUUGUUUAAUCGGAAUAAUGAUGGUUUA
Racocetra persica is the source of this 1062-nucleotide messenger RNA. Lineage: Eukaryota; Fungi; Glomeromycota; Glomeromycetes; Diversisporales; Gigasporaceae. The record is from the annotation of a GenBank genome assembly.